Molecule: messenger RNA, 1269 nt
Organism: Penicillium macrosclerotiorum
Lineage: Eukaryota; Fungi; Ascomycota; Eurotiomycetes; Eurotiales; Aspergillaceae
Exons: 1
Coding region: 1-1269 (422 amino acids)
Molecular function (GO): hydrolase activity
Source: RefSeq, a predicted model, not a curated record
AUGAAAACUGAUAAUUCUGGCACCAUCAUCGAAAAACAUCGGCCAGAUCUCACAUCUUACGAGGGCAUCUAUCGUGAUAUACAUGUAUCACCGGAGCUGUCCGGGGACGAGAAGCAAACAUCAAGCUUAGUGGAAAACCAUCUCAGGGGUCUGGGGUUCGAGGUUCAUGCAAACAUCGGGGGCUUCGGGGUUGCCGGAGUUCUGCGUAAUGGGCCAGGCGCCACUAUAUUACUCCGGGCGGACAUGGAUGCCUUGCCCAUGAAAGAGAAGACAGGACUGCCCUAUGCAAGCAAACGAGUGGCCAAAGACACAGAUGGGAGUGAACGACCCGUGGCGCACGCCUGUGGGCAUGAUUUCCACAUCGUGAGCUUGAUGGCUAGUGCAGCUCUACUUUGUUCAGCUCGCGAAGAAUGGACAGGUACCUUAAUUUGCGUGUUCCAGCCCGCCGAAGAAACACUGUCGGGAGCACAGGCAAUGGUUGACGACGGCCUAUUUGAUAAGAUUCCGAAACCGGAUCUGGUCCUCGCUCAGCAUGUAAUGUGCAUGAGAGCCGGCCAAGUGAGCGUCCGCAGCGGUCACCUUCUGACUGCUGCCGACUCGUUUGAAGUUCGGAUUACUGGACGGGGUGGUCACUCGUCUGCCCCUCACGCCUGUAUUGACGCAGUCGUCAUCGGCGCUGCGGUUGUGUCUCGCCUGCAGACCAUCGUGAGUCGCGAGGUUAAUCCCUACGACUUGGCAAUUGUCUCGUGUGGAAGCAUCAACGCAGGCUACAACGCUAAUAUUAUACCGGACGAGUGUAUCAUCCGAAUUAAUGUGAGGACCUACAACCCCAGGACGCGUCAGCGCGUGAUCGAGUCAAUCAAGCGCAUAAUUCAAGCAGAAUGUAUGGCCUCGGGUGCCACUCAGGAGCCUACAAUCAAGUCCAUCACAUCGGCUCCUGCUACAAUCAAUGAUGAUAAAGUUGCCACCACUCUGAAGCAAGUACUUGGCUCCUUCUUCCAGAAGAAUUUCGUUGAGAGUGAGCCAGCCACUGCAAGCGAGGACUUCUCUCUCUUGGCCGUCGCAGCGGACGCUCCCUAUGUUAUGUGGACGUUUGGCGGCAUCGAGGAAAAAACCUGGGACGAUGCGAUUGAAAGGGAUUCUCUUCAUGAGCUGGCCGGCAAUCACUCCCCUUACUUUGCUCCGGUGCUGCAACCAACCUUGAAAACGGGAGUAGACGCCAUGUCCAUCAGCGCCUUACACUUUCUGCAAAACCGUUCUUCAGCUUGA